Molecule: messenger RNA, 6056 nt
Organism: Rhinolophus ferrumequinum (greater horseshoe bat)
Lineage: Eukaryota; Metazoa; Chordata; Mammalia; Chiroptera; Rhinolophidae
Gene: MESP1
Product: mesoderm posterior bHLH transcription factor 1
Exons: 4
Coding region: 4038-4778 (246 amino acids)
Biological process (GO): regulation of transcription by RNA polymerase II; heart morphogenesis; mesoderm formation
Cellular component (GO): nucleus
Molecular function (GO): RNA polymerase II cis-regulatory region sequence-specific DNA binding; DNA-binding transcription factor activity, RNA polymerase II-specific; protein dimerization activity
Source: RefSeq, a predicted model, not a curated record
UCAUGAUCUGGAAUGAAGAUGAGAAUCGAUCUAACGUGGGGCAAGAUCCAAACCCAACACGUGAACUGGGUAGCACCCAGGACCUGAGGAGAUCCCAGCAGGCCGGAAGAACCCAUCGGACCUAAGAAGGCUGUCUUGCGCUGCCUCUCUGCACGCAGAUGCGUGUUUUCCCAGUGGACACAUGAGAAGGCGAGUGGCUGUCAGGGUCACACGGCCUGUCACACCAGCGCUGAGCCAGCUUUACCCACUUUGUAAGGCAGCCCCAGCAUUUCUGACACAUCUGCUUAGCUCCCGGUACCUGUCACUCGCGCCCUGCGCUGGCCCUGCUCCAGGAAGGCCUCUGCUUGGAGGUCCCUGUGACGUGAAGCAAGGUUCCAUGGGGACUGGAGGCCUCCAGGGCAUCGCCCCAUCCUGGCACCCUCACUCUCAGGCCAUCCUUCCAGGAGGAAAGGAGCCCCGAGUCCUCAGAGGAGGAGACGGGAGGUGGCAGGGGGCAAACACAGGCUGCGGCCCCAGACAGAGCCACAUGGUCCCCUGCUCUGCCCCUUCUAGCCAAGUGACACGGGACAGCCUCUCGCCACUCCGUGUCCUCAUCCCCCAAGUGAGUCAGUAACAUCCACAUCACAGCGUGCUUGUGAGUUGUGACCCAGCCAAGCCCAGCACGGUGACAGUGGUGAACUUCACGUGGUGCUGCACAAGCUUGUGCAGUAUGAUCUGGCACUCACAAGGUCGGCGGUCAGCACGGUGGGCGUUACUCCCCUACUCCCCCCAGGCACAGCAGCAGAAGCUGGGGCCAGACAGAGUGAGUGACACAGGUUGUAUAUGGCAGGCCAGGGAUUGCAGCCUCACUGGCCACACUCCAGAGGGGCGUCCUAGGCUCUAGGAAGGUGGGGGCUACGUCAGUAACAAUCAUGCCCCUGAAAGGUCUUGUCUCGGGCUGGUAUGAGGUGUGAUGGGAAGACUCCUGGCAAUAGGGGACCCCCAAAUUAGGAGCUUCCCAGGGGAUGUGCCUGCUGACGCUAAGCAGGCUGGCGGUGGCAGAGCUGCUUCCUUCUCCCGGGGCUCUGGCUCCAGUGGGGAUUAAGGGCUGCAAGGGGAGUACUGACAUAGCACCUCUGAUUAGCACUCCUAUGUCAGAGGGGCUGGCCGGGAAAUGAGGGCACUGGGCUGGGAGGUGGGAGGGGGCAGUGCCCAGGACCGGGGCUUGGCCUGAGGAAGCCAGCUGGUUCCUGGUGGGUCCCAGCCUGUGAGGAUGCUGCCCUGCCCUGCCUGCCCCUCACCCUGGCCAAGGACCCCACUGAACUCUCACCUCUGCUCAGGGGGGCUGUGCCCCGGCCUCAUUUCCCAGCCUUACACUUUGGCAGGAGAAGGCAGGCUCGAGAGGGGCAGCAGGAGCCACUGGCUCGGCACUUGUCAAAACACAGGCCUCCGAGGUGUGAAGUCCUCACCCCAGCAGGAGGGCAUGUGGGCCCUGCUGCCCGGAGAACUCAUUAACUCCCGGCAGCUCCCAAAUGAACCUACCAGAGAGGCCAUGAUAAGGAGAUCAAAGACAAGAGAGGCAUGGGGAAAGGGAAGAGGGAGGCUGGCUGGCAGGAGGGGGGAGAGCCCAGGCUCGGCUUGGGGGUCCCUGCUCUGCCCCCACUUGGCUCCAUCAGGCCCAUGGACCGUAGCCUUUGCACAACCUGGGCCCAGAGACGCCAGGGGCAACAGGAGAGGGAGGGACUCCCACGUGGCACCUCCAGUUUAUCAGCCUUUAAGGCCGAAGACCCUGACUCUUUCAUGCCAUUUUUGUGGGCUUUUUGUUUCCACACUCACCCUUGGGUCUUUUUAUCCCUCCCUCAACCCUGACACCAGAGACCCUUUUGUCACACACCACUUAUGGCGCCUUUUCCUGUUCCAGAUCUCUCUAUGGCUCCCAUGUAGACAUUUAACGAAUGUUAACUAUUAGGUUCCAUAUCUGAGAAACCUCAGGGCCCAGAGCUGUUUUCAGGACAAACAGUCUGCCUCCCAUGCAUACAGCCUCUUGUCCAAUUAUGUCUAUUUGAUUUUGUACUUAAUAAAACACAGAUUUCACUUUGGGGCAUUGUUGACUACAAACCAGUGGAAAUCAUAAUCAUGUGGGAAUUGGAGGGAUUUUUUGAUAUUCAGAAGGCUGGCAACAGGGUGCCCAGACCCUCUGAGAUCCCUCUGAGGGGUGCCCUGCUACGUACCCCCACCUGUCCAGCCUUCACCCUGCACCCCCUUUUGCGCUGUACACAACACUGCCAAGUUCCAAUUGCUUGUUCCCUUGGGUCCAGCAGGAUCGAAGGGGCCCCAGUCACUGGGUUCCAAUACCAGGUUCUUGGCUUGGACCUGGAGACCACCAGGCAUCUAUCAGCCAGGGGCAGACCCUGCUGACAGCUGCAGGCUGAUGGGGGCCCUCCUGGGCCAGGCUCUCCUUGGAAGUAGAUGGGUCCUAUGCUGUGUCCCCAGGGAGUGGGCUUCUCCCUUCUCCCCAAGGGUGGUUUGGUAUUGCCCCUCCUGGAUGUGACCCUGGACAUAAGCAUUCGGGGGCUGCUGGGACAGACAGCAGAGGGGAGCGUGUGUUAGAGGUGGUCAAGGGCACGGAAGAUAACAGAGACAAGGGAAGGGGGUGGUGGUGGGCAGAGAUGCCCAAGGAGAAGGUAGCAAGCCGUUUGGCUUCCUUUCCUACAAAUCAGCUCUCCCAUCAGUCUCCCAGGGCUGGAAGCCAUGGAGGAUGCAAAACUUUAGAUCCCCAGCACUGGAAGAGACCCUAGGUACCACUUCUCUUGAAGACGUGAAGCCAGACACCAGGUUCUGCAGUCCAGCUGGAGAGCAUCUCGUGUGAAGUAGCUGUAGCUGUUACGACAAGGUGCAAACUCCAACCAGAGGGGUCAGGUAGACAAUACAGAUUAUGAGAUUUCCUAUGUGAUAAUCAUGGUGUCUGCAAAUAGCUUUAUUUCUUCGUUUCCAAUAUGCAUGCUUUUCUGUUUUCUUACUGCCCAAGCUAGACCCUCCAGGACAAUGGUGAAUAGGCUUAGGUAGGAGGUGACAAUCUCGUUUUGUUCUCAAUAUUAGGGUGAAAACUUUCACUCUUUCACUAUCUAAUAUGAGGUUAGCUGUAUGUUCUUUGUAGGUGCCUUUUAUCGGGUUGAGAACGUUCCCGUCUAUUCCUCGUUUAUUGGGAAUUUUUAUCAUGUAGCGGUGUUGAAUUCUGUCAAAUGCUUUUUUGUGUGUCAUUUUCACUCACAUUUCAUUGGCAAAGCCUAUUAUACCUACCCCAAAGUUGCAGAACACCAGCUAGAGAUGAGUGGUGGCAGCCAUGGCAACAGGGGAAGGCCCUGAUCCUGCCCAGCUUAGGGGGUCCUGGAGGGCAGCGGGCUCACCCCUCCCUCGGCUCAGAUGGUCCAGCAACCUGAUCAGAUUCUGCCAGCUUGUCGGAUGUGCCUGGGAUAGCGUCCUCAUAGUGUUCCCCUCUACUCACCGCCACCAGGGACGGUCGCAUCCAGGACCAGUCUGUCUCAGAGAAGGAAUGGAUCACUAUUUCUCUCACUUGUAGCAGGAAUCAUGCCCUCACCCCCAAUCCCUAGCUGAUUCUACAGACCUGGAUGCAGCAUGACCCUAGGACCCCAUUAUAUAAAGUGGAAACGAAGGUGCAAGAAAAUUUAUUUGCAAGGUCCCCAACAGGUGAGGGCAGCCCCAAACCUACCUACUGGACCUCCAGGUCUCUCUGAUCGUGCUUCCUUUAACCUGCUGAGCUGGCCCAACACCCGGAGCUGGGCGCAGGCAGGAGGCCGGAGUGGCUGAGGACGGUGCCCAUGCGAGGCCGGGGGCGGGGGUUGGGGGGGCAACCUGCUGCAGCCCACCGGCCGGCACCUUCGCCCUCCCCUCCGUUGGUUCAAAGGGUCAGGCCCCGCCCCCUCCAGGCCCUGAGCCAGCUUUGAUGUGCUGAUGUGGCCGGGAAGGGGCCACUUCACACCUCGGGCUCGGGAUAAAGCGGUCCCCGGCCGCCUGUCCCCAGACGCGCCGCCGCUGCCAUGGCCCAGUCCCUGUGCCCGCCGCUCUCCGAGUCCUGGAUCCUCCCCGCGGCCUGGGGACCAGCUCAGCCGCUGCCACCCACCGACAGGGACUGCGGCUGCUCCCCCGCCUCGUCCCCGAACUCCUGGGGCAGCGCCCCGGUUGGCAGCCCCGGGCCGAGACCCAGGCGGCCCGGAUCUCGCGCAGCCCCUCGCGUCGCGGCCGCCGAGAGGCGCGGCGCCCGGAGCAGCCGCCCGGGCGGCGGGCAGCAGCGGCAGAGCGCCAGCGAGCGCGAGAAGCUGCGCAUGCGCACGCUCGCCCGCGCCCUGCACGAGCUGCGCCGCUUCCUGCCGCCGUCGGUGGCGCCCGCCGGCCAGAGCCUGACCAAGAUCGAGACGCUGCGCCUGGCCAUCCGCUACAUCGGCCACCUGUCGGCUGUGCUGGGCCUCAGCGAGGAGAACCUGCGGCGCCGGCGCCACAGCGACGCGGCGCUCCCUCAGGGCUGCCCGCUCUGCCCCGACGGCGGCCCCGGCCUGGGCUCAGCCGCCCCCGCCGCGGGGUCCUGGGCGUCCUCCGCCACCUGUCCCGGAGUCCCAGCGGCGCCCGAGCCGCGCGACCCUCCAGUGUUCUACGACGAAGCGGCGUGCCCGGUAGGGCAGGCGACGGAGCCGGACCCGGCGUCUCCGCUCUUAUCCGGCGACGUGCUGGCUCUGCUGGAGACCUGGAUGCCCCUCUCGCCCCUGGAGUGGCCACCGGCCUGAGUAGUUGAAGUGACGACGGACAACUGGCGCCCUGUCUCUGAGCACUGAAGCCUCGGCACCUUCGAAGCGACCCCUCUCCAGACUCCCUCUCCUGGCUGAGGGCACCUGGGAUGCUGGCAUGGGCAUUCCUGAGGGUGAGAGCCUGUCCCCACCAGGACCACCCUCCCUAUCCCCUCCCGCGAUGGAAGGAACCAUAGGGUAGACACUUAGAGGCAGGCAGGAGGCUCUGCUUAAUAUGUAUUUAUUUAUUUGUGAAUAAACUGUGCUGGUGUCAAUUGGCAAUUUCUUCUUUCUCUGUAUGGACACAUAGCUCCCUCCCUCUCCUCCAGAGAAGACUGUAGGACAAUUGAGAGAGUGUCUUGCAAUCUUGAGCCCCCAGAGUGCACAGGCUGGGACCUCCUUCCUCCUUGCCUCCGGCCCUGGCUUAGCACCUCCUGUACCAGCCUGGCAGGGAACGUGCUUCAUAUGGAAAAGUAGCAGAAAAUGGAGUCUGUCCAUUUUUCGUUUUUUAAACCUGGUCGGGAGCUAGAGAAAAACCAAAGUUUCUCUAGAAAAUACAUCUCAUUUAGUGAGUACGUAUUGUACUUACUGUGUCGGGUCCUUUACACAUUUUAUAUCCAAAUAACCAUUUGUCAGAAGGCUCAACUAAGGAUCAACUAAGGAUCAGCACUCGGCCCCUGGUAGGAUUUUGUUAGGUCCAUUCAUUCUGGGGCCUGAGGGGACACCAGCUCCACGGGGCCAUUUCACAUGUCCCGAGUCCUUAUUCCCUUUGUGCUGGAGCAUCCUGGCCUGGACUCUGGGACUCUCCCAUCUCCUUUCACUCAUGUUUCCUUCCCAUGGGAAUUACGUAGGGACGUAAAAUAACAUCCGAGUUUAUGUGACCUGACCUCCCAGAGGCCUAGGUGCAUGAGAGGCCCAUCUGGCUGCAUCCAAGCCCACACAGCUGACCUAGGACAGGCAGGCUGCCACAUUCCUGUCUACAUUGGCUGCUUUCAGAUUAGAGAAUUGCUCUGUGGGGAGAGGGGAGCCUUGAGCCCAGAAGGAGCCUGGAUGAUUGGGUCUGGGGAUCUGGUGAGCAGUCAAGCCUGGGGGCGGGGCAAGGGGGAGGUGGGCAAGGGGAUGUAGCCUCUCUGUCUAAGGGUCCUUCAGCCCUCUGUGGAUACCCAGUUCUCCCCUCUGGCCUCCUCAAGCUUUGAAACAUAGCCAUGGUAUUUGCUUUUUAUAAGAACUUUAUUGAGAUCUAAUUUACAUACCAUAAAAUUCCAUACCCCUUUAAAG